Molecule: messenger RNA, 3905 nt
Organism: Myotis lucifugus (little brown bat)
Lineage: Eukaryota; Metazoa; Chordata; Mammalia; Chiroptera; Vespertilionidae
Product: protein piccolo-like
Exons: 1
Coding region: 329-3880 (1183 amino acids)
Source: RefSeq, a predicted model, not a curated record
CUGGGAGGUAGACGGAGAGCCCGGGCUUCCUCAGCGUCUCCCCGCCCGCCUUCCUCCCCGAGGCUUCCCCUGCCCUCCGGCUCCCAGGCACUGCCCUCUCCCAGCACCAGCACCGCCUGAGCAGAGAGGGCCCCUGGCCGGGAGGGGAGAGGAGCGGCCGAGGCUUGGCAGCUUUCCUGGGCGACCUGGGCCUUCCUGUCUCCCCAGGCGGGUGGGGCCCCUGGUUUCCCACACUCUGUCACCCCCACCCAGGUCACUGGGGGCUGUGAUGUGUGGGGUCGUCAUGGCAAUAAAGUGGGGGCAGGGCGCCUAGGCAUGGAGCAGGACUAUGGAAGUCACCAAGCAGGUGGGGGACCCUGAUCCAUCGGACCCCCAGGGCCACCCCUCAGCCAGGAGCCAGCAGCUGCUGUGGGGUGGCCUCAGAGAGUCUCAGGGGCCGUGGAUAAACUCGGGGCCCAUAUGCUUUAGGCAGCGGCUGUCAUGGUCCCCCGAGGCCGUCACUGAUGGGGCCUGUGGCCCAGCCUCCCAGGCCCACGGCCCUGAGCCUGUUCACCAGCUCCCCUGGGGCCCCGCUGAGGGUGGCGCACAGUGUGGCUCGGAGCAGGCCUCCCAGGACGCCCCGAGACUCUCCUCCACCGGCCCGCGUCCCAGCCCCGUCGUGGAAGCCCAACUGCAUCUCGUCCUGGAGAAUGAGACCCUGCCCCUGCCCUGGGGCACGCCCAGGGACAGCUCCGAUGGCCUGGCCCAGCUCGGGGGCCGCAGCUCCUGGCUUCAGGUGCAGGCUGCGAGGGAGGGCAAGGCUCCGGCUAAAGUCCUGGUAGGCUGGGGCAAAGGCCCCUGCGGCACCCACCAGAAAGACCCCUGGGGCUUGGCAAGGAGCCAGCAGGUCCCCUGUUUCCUUGCAGGGGAGAUUGGCUCAGCUGCAGCCCCAGGUCCUCCUCACGCUCCAGCCCAAGAUCAGGGUCGGUGCUGGUGGCCGGCUCAGGCACCUCCAGCUCCAACGCGGGCCAACACUCCAGCUCUGCAGACGACCCUCACGCCGGCAGCAGUGGCACGUAACACCUGCAGCCGCGACCACCUGCCCGGGAGCCUCGCCACCGCCAAGGACUUGUCCCGGGACCUGCUCAGGGAGAGUGGCAACCAGUGGUCAGGCCUCUUGGAGACUUCCAAGGUGGUCACAUUCUGCCAGGACAACGUGAUCUUUGGUUCUCAGCCGCUCCCCACCCCAGGAGCCACUCCGAGAGAGUCCCCAGACCACGCCCCCGAGCUCGAAGCUGCCAGAAGGCCGGUGCUACCGAAGCAGCCUGAGACCCCAGCAGAGAAGCCGCUGUUCUAUACCUUCAACCUAGACAGCCCCGGCACCCCCACACCCCAGAGGAGCCGCCAGGAGGUCAGCUCGCAGCCAGAACGGCAGCCCCUCAGGGUCUGCAGCAGCACCUGCCCCAGGGCGCCGCUCCCCGCCUGCCAAGUGACCUGCCCCGGGCAGCGCCCGGCCCAGCCUCCCGGGGAAGCCACGCAGAGGCCCGCCUCCGGCGCCCCCACCUGCCAGCUCCAGGACCCUGCGGAAGGCCACGUGCUGGUGUUUGACAUGGACACGGGCAGCACCAGGAUGGGACUGCUGUGCCAGGACCCCCUGGGCUCACGGGCGGUACUGGUGGGCCUCGUGCCCAACCCUCCGCCCGUUUAUGCCCCUGAGAAUAUGCCAUCCACCCGGCCAUUGGCCGUGCCCGUCGCCUCCCCUAACCGCGAUCGCUCCAGCUUCGGGCCUGUCUCGUCGGUGCUGUCCAGCCCCGUGCCCUCCAGCCUCUCCUCUGGCAGCUACCGCGAGGUGGCCCUGGCCCACAAGGGAGCGAAGGUCAACCUGGAGUCACAGGACUCCCCUGGUACCGAGACACCCAUCAGGGUGAGCCUGCUCCCCGCGCCCCUUCCACUGCGAGGGCCCCUCCAGUUUGGAGAGAGGACACUGAGCCGCGUCCAGGAUCCUGGCUGGUCCAAACCUGCGGCUGAAAAAAGCGAACCCACUCACGCCAUCUGGAUCCUGGAUGCGUCCGCGACGCAGGAUGCCUCUGCGGGCCAGGCCAGGAGGCUGCCGGUGACCAUCCCGGAGCUGGCCCCCCCAGCCACAGCCCAGGAGGCAGCCAGAGCCCUGCUCCUGGCGGAUACAGGCAGCCACACCCGGAAGGAGGCCAGGACUGCUCACCCUAACUACCCUCGGGCUGAAGGGACUAGGCAGGCCCCCCUCAGCGGUUGGCCCCCACUCGCUGAGCAGCACCCCCUCUCUGGACAGCCCCCUCUCACUGGGACCCCUCUCACCAGGCAACUCUCUCUCACUGGGCAGCCUGCCUUUUGCCAAGAGCCCACCAUCUCCAAAGAGCCCAUCCUCUCAAGAGGCCCCCCCUCCACCAGGGAGGCUGGCCAGGCCCCCACCCCGUGCCAGGAAGGGGAGGCCUUGGGUCUGCCCACCCACGUGGGGAUACUUCGGGUGCCCCUAGCCCAGGAAAAGACCUGCGUCUAUGUGAGCAGAGAAACGGUGGGCCUCAGUGCCCCUCCCACCUCCAACUCCCAUCGGCUCUCCUCCUGGCCGCCCGGCAGCUCGCUCAGGGCCCCGGGGGAGCAGCUCUCCCUGGUCACAUUCACCACACCUGGCACCAGCCACAAGGUCUUGCCCAUGGCCAUGGUGGGCACUGUGCCCCAGGGUCCCGGGCUCAAGCUGACAGCGGAGGACAUUACCGACUCGCCGGUGGUCACGGGCCUGGGCCUGCUCAGCGGGGCCUACUAUGCUCUGCCGGGACCGUCCCCCGGGCUCUCCCUGGGCCAUUUCCAGAGCUCGGCGGCCGUGGUGAUCGACACAGGCUCCGGCUUCACCAAGUGCGGCCUGGCCGGGGAGGACCACGUCCUCAGCGUGGUGCCCUCCCAGGUGCAGCUGCUGCAGCAGCCCGCCCAGGACCCACCCAGGUACGCCAUGCUGGGCGCCGGCGGCGGCUCUUACACAGUGCUGAACCGGGGAGUGGUCUCCGACUGGGACGCGCUGGAGGUGCUGUGGCAGCACCUGUUCUACUGCAAGCUGGGCAGGCGGCCCGAGGAGCUGGCCGUCCUGGUGGCCGACUCGCCCAUCUCCCCGCGCACCAACCGCGAGAAGGUGGCCGAAAUCCUCUUUGAGUGCUUCCACGUGCCGGCCAUGCAGACCGUGCACCAGGCCCUGCUGGCGCUCUAUGCUUAUGGGCGCACCACCGGGCUGGUGCUGGGCAGCGGCCACGGCACCUCCUACGUGGCGCCCAUCCUCACCGGGGAUCUGGCCCCACUGGACACCUACAGGCUGGAUGUGGCCGGGGCUGACCUCACGGAGUACCUGGCCGAGCUGUUGCUGGCCGGCGGCCACGCGCCGCCCAAGGCAGGGCUGGUCGACCACCUGAAAGAGACCUGCUGCUACGUCGCUCUGGAUGUGAAAGCCGAGAUGGCCCGCGCGCAGGCCCAGUCCCGGGUGAGCUUCCUGCUUCCGGACCGGCAGGUCAUCACCCUGGGCUCCGAGCGCUUCCGCUGCCCCGAGGCCCUCUUCCAGCCGCACCUGCUGGGCCUCAACCAGCCGGGCCUCCCGCAGCUGGCCCUCCUGAGCAUCAGCCGGCUGGAGGCCCAGCAGCAGGAGCAGCUGCUGGCCAACGUGGUGCUGGACGGGGGCAGCACGCUGGUGAGCGGCUUCCCUGAGCGCCUGCGACAGGAGCUGGGCCCUCGUGCCACCGUGCUGGGCUCCCCGCACCGCGCCGUGGCCGCCUGGCUGGGAGGCUCCAUCAUGGCAUCCCGGGACUCCUUCCAGAGCCUGUGGCUCAGCCGCCGGGAGUACGAGGAGGAGGGCCCGUGGGCCAUCUACAAGUACCAUCUCUGAGCACAUAAAGUUCUGGUGCUGUGGG